Messenger RNA from Sycon ciliatum, 7785 nucleotides. RefSeq lists its product as uncharacterized. The transcript is spliced from 7 exons. The record is from RefSeq and is a predicted model, not a curated record. The coding region runs from base 476 to 7312 and encodes 2278 amino acids. NCBI's taxonomy places the organism in Eukaryota, Metazoa, Porifera, Calcarea, Leucosolenida, Sycettidae.
GGGCGUUUAGUUGGAGCUUCAGUGCAUCACCUUCGCCGAAAGAGGCCCUUUCUGAGAUUUGGCCGAUGGACUAAAACAAAUCUAUGUUCUCACGCUGCCUAUGGGGCCGCGCACCGCAAGUACGAGCCUGGCCACUUGCAGAGCAGCGAGUGCCGAGUGACUCGACUCCGUGUUCCAGCCACGGGCUACACUUCGUCACUGUGUCAGUUUCGAGCAAGUAAGUGUUAGUUUUUAUUGCAUUUGACUCUUGAGUUUCUGUCGGCAACGUGCUCACACGCAUGGCGUCCGUGGAGAAUCUGUUCGGGAUCAACCAAACUAACCUCGACAUGGACGUGAGUUGUCGAUGACAGCCUUUGGCACCGUUCGUUGAGCAGGUUCUUGCUCGAAAACACCGUUCAAAAAAAGUCACGAAGUUUUUGUACACGGAGGAAGUAAGUCAUUCGUAGUGGAACAGCAGUUUUGGCCCUAAGACUGCAUGCUAUCAAACAUGAUGGCAUGCAGAUCUCUGUUGGCAUUAUCAAUUCUGCUGAUCUCAGCCGCCGCUCCAGCACUCUCAGGCAGCAACCAGCUGAAUGGCAUGUGGAAUGCCUUCAAAAGCUCAAGCCAGUCCGUUACCUACGGGAAGGAUUUCGUGGUGCUGUCUGGAAACGGAUCAACAGUCGUCCAUGAAUGCAUCCCUUCCGAUGAUGAAGAAACUAUCGUAGUCUCAUCAUUCAGCGAUCCAGCCGUCGGCUUCAACCAACCGGUUCACCUGCAUAUGGCUAUUUCCGUGGACGCUACAGUUGUUUUUAACUGCCUGGAGACCGGAAACGAUCCGUAUGUAUCUGCCUACGUCAAUGGAACGCUGCCAGAAAUUGAACUGCGUUUUGAUAAUGUCUCUGGAGCCAUGCAUUACAAUAUGCAAGAGAAGGUUCCAACUAGCAAGUUAGGCUCUUCCCACUUUCAUGCGGACAUCCACGUGAAUGUGCCACCAGGUCUCCUUCUGAAAGGCUCAGUUGUUCUGCUAAACCAUGCCCGUGCAAGGCUUCACACCAGCCAGCAAGAUGUUGACUCUUGCCAUUUUAGGGAUGUACUGUCCAGUGAGCCCAGUAGAGCGGAGGAUCUCUGUUCAGAGCGGCUACGUCCAUGUGAACAUCUCUGCAUGGUGAACACUGGGCUUUGUGAAUGCCGAGUGGGAUUUAUUCUGGAUACAACCGAGCCAUCACAUUGCCUUGAGACACACAUCGUGUCUGUGACCAUUCCAAGAGUGGCAAAGUCGUUACGUACAUACAAUGUUGGCCACAGUGCCAUGGAGGAACUACUGACAUACCAGCUCAAUGUCACGAACAAUGGUGGCGUACAUCAUGUCCGCGUCAGACACAACACUAUGAAUAUCACGACAGUUGAUACCGCCACCGAGUCGGCUAUUACAAACGCUCGACGACUGGUCCGGGUUUUGAGCAACCCACAGCCGCGUGCGUCUGUGGCUGGCAUUGACCUGGAAAAACUCACCUCUAUACGGCUCGUCACACCCGUUGGACUAACCAACAGGUUCAAACGCCGGACAUGCCAACAACUAGACGACGUACUGGAAGAUCUUGUCUCAGGAUUAGAUCUUGCCAGGUUCACUCUUCCAUCCAAUAUUUCGAUGUCAUCCUUGUGCCCAGCCGUAGAUGAAAUUGUCACCUCUGUUGGGAAAACAAUUAUUCCUAUUCCGCUGCCCGACGACAUUGCCAGCUCAGUUUUGCCUGGCUCGUUUCAUCUCGAAAAUACGGUACUAACCCUCCAAUUGACGCUACACGGAAGCGGUGAUUUGUUGCGUUUGCCAUCAGUGCUUCACACGUCCUUGACAGCUACUGCAAACUGGAUUGUGGGCAAUAAUACGACUGUUGCCAUUUCAAUCAAUUAUAACGUCACCAGAGGGGAAGCGGUCAUGAAUGGAAAGGCUUCCAGUUUCAGCAUCGGUGAUAUGCUAUCGAUCAUCUCAUCAGAUUUAUCUGCUUCAACUGGGCUUGAUGAUGUAGAAGGCGAUGAAGUUGGCUUUAAGGUCAUCUUUAACCGAGACAUGCCAAUGACGUUUUACUUUCGCGUCCUUAUCCAGUCUGCCCGGAAUCUGACUAGAAAUGUGAUUGGCACUGCUGACCUUGGACUAGCAGGGCUACACAAUGUUCUGCAAUCUGGCGGCCUGCACUCAUUUCAUGUUCUGAAUGCAGAGGUAUUGGCAACCAACGCUGGUGGUCACAUUUGCAUGCAGAUCACUGGCAACCCGGUCCUGGCUGCCUUUGACAGGCUAAACAUGUCAGUGUUGCUCCAGGCAUGUGACAUCUUAGAUGCAACCAAUAGAAGAGUGGGAUUUUCGUUCUCGAUAAAUGAAGGCAUCGCGCUGCCAACUGCUAUCAAAGGAUUCAUACCUGAAUUGGAAUUCAACUCAUUACCAGGAAUUUCAACAUUGCCAUUAUCAGAUUUCUCAAUUUCUUUCCAGACGACAGAAAAGCCCGCUGGAUUUGAGUUCCCUACUUUCCACCUGCCAAAUGUCAAGGUACCUGUGCUGAAAUUGAAAGAUCCCAGGCUCCAGCUACCAGGGAUCUACUUUCAUGCACAUUUCGGGUCAGAGCUUUACGCUGUGCCAGAAUUGUUCUCUCUCAGUGGUGAACUUGGCAUCCAGCAACCACUUUGCUUCAUCAUGCAUAAUGGAGGCGAUGCAUCAGCAACACGCCUUAAUGAAGUCAUCCAAGUUCUGUCACCCCUACUAGAUAUCGCCAGCCUCGAAUUACCAGAGCCUUUUCAUAACCUGCUGGAAGCUGAAGUCCAGGAGAUAUGUUACAACGAAAGUAUAAUGGCAUUCAAAAUGACUUUUCAUUGGCCAAAUACAAUCGAGAUGGUUCCUAGCAAGCCCGGUUACCUGUCACUUACUAACACUACAGUCCACAUUGUCUUGGAUACCAGCAGCUCACCUGCAACGUUCAGGUUCUCAGCUGAGUCUCAAGCGAUUCUGGGUUCUCUUCCUCUGAAGGUAAAGUUUUCCCAGGAUCAGCGGGGCACCUUCUCUGCUACGCCACUCGAACAGCAGUUAACAAUCCGUGAUAUUUCGGACUCAUUCGAUGAUAGCAUCGCCGGCCUGUCAGAUGCUUUGGACAACUUUCAAAUCUCUGAUUUGACUCUUUCCAACCUACACAUCAACGCAUUCAGGUACCCAAAGUUGAUGCUUCAUUUCACCGCCACAGUGACUUAUCGACGGCUUCCCACCGUGACGUUUGAACUUGUCAUCGACCAGCCAUUUACUUCAUUUACUCGUACUGCUCUGGGCAUUCAAACAUCAGAAACUACGUUGGCCGAUGCACUCAGCUCUAUUCUGCCAAGCAUCUCCAUUUCGCAGAUACCGUUCUUUGCAGACUUGACUGUACCGUACGUGGGUAUUCUUUGGAUGUCUCGUGGCACUGUCGAUGGCAACAAUAUCCCAUUCGUCAGCAGCGGUCUGAAAGAGCUUUCCAGGCACAUGAACAAUGCCACAAUGUCACUCUUGAUGCCAUUUUCAAUUCCACACAUCGGUCAAAGGAACUUUGUGGCACAAAUUAGUGACUUCUCCUUUGAGUUACAGGCCCAGAGUUCUGACAUAAGCCUUCAUGACUUUGCGAGGUUUGCUUUUCCUGACAUCAGCCUGGCAAGGAUUGCGUUACCGGAUGGACUCCCGGGGCUCAGCGGCGUGUUUGUCGAUCACAUUCAUGUGGAGAUUCCUGCAAAAAGGGUCUGCGUUGGGGCCUCGGUAGCUGGUUUAACAUUCAACAUCAUUCCAAGUGUGGUGACCUUGCGCAACAUACACUUCCGUCUUUGUAUCAGGAAUGAUGGCGUCCGUACCCAUCACAGUCUAAUGGUACAGGGAGAGAUGACAAUCGGCCCUGUGACCUCAGUUGUAACAAUCCAGAAAAUGGGAGAUAAGAUGGAAGCAUCAACAACCAUUGCUCAAGUUCUGUCUGUCAACGACGUUAUAAACUCAUUUGGAGCAUCGUUCAUUCCUGAAGGAAAUGUGCUGUCAAGAGUUCUCGACCAAAGUGGAUUCAACAGCUUUAGUCUAAACAAUUCUGUGAUUAUCAUAGUUCGUGAUGGCCAAGGGCCAGCCAACGUUUUCAUCACCAGUGUGGCGGAGAUAGGUGACCUGAGAGGCAAAGUUGAGAUCGUAUAUUCUGGUUUCGGGUUGGGUGACCCAAAGGCAGCUGCUGUAUUCAACCUGACUGGCAUUUCACUACCUCGCAUAGUCAAGAAGCUGAGUGGUGUGCAACUCCAUGGCUUGCCAUUUCUCAGUGAUCUUGUUCCGCCAGCUAUAAGCUUAUCCAUGGCCAGUGAUGCACUUCGUGAUCUCCCAUAUGGCUUCACCUUCACCGAUUUACUGGGGCUGGACUCCGCAAUCGCAAGGGGCAUCACGUUGCAAUUUCCACAAGAGAUAGGAGGUCUGCGCAAAAUCUUUAGACUGCCCUUGCGACACGAUGGCUUUGAAAUCAACAUGAACAAACUCCCAAAGCUCAACGAGAUCUUGUCUCACCUCUUUCCAGGAGUGGAAAACUUUGAUAUCUUCAGAUCACUUUCCAAUAUCAUUCCUGGCGUGUUUGACCUCCAGUUGAGUCGCUUUGCGUAUGAUGAUAGCGUUCGGAAUCUGACAAUUGAAGCCUCUUUGAGCAAAUUCAACCUUAUUCCUAACCUACUAGAAAUUUCUAGUUCAACAGUCAGAGCCACUAUCACAAAGCCACCGUCUACAAAUGGACUCUCAGUAUUGCCUAACUCUGGCCUUUCUCUAUCAAUUGUGGGAACAGCUAAACUUUUCACCUUGCCACUCAACCUGGAAAUCACCUACGAUCUAACUACGCAAUCAUUCAAUGUUCGCAUGACAUCUCCUGCAGGAACUAUACUUUUCAGCAAAAUAUUUGACCUGAUAGGCUCCGAUAUCAUGAACCUUGUCAACCCUGUCAUUGAUGGGCUAGAUCUGCGCCAAUCCUCAAUCCUCAAUCCAAUCUUCGAGGUGAAUCCCCUAUCUGGUGAUCUUGUAUUUCGCAUCAGAGGAAGGCCUACCAUGAGUGGGUUUGGACAAUUCACAGUUGAAGCUCUAGCCAGCACUUCACCACGUCAGCUACUUCUUACACUCAGCGUGAACGGUUUCAGCUUGGCUAAGAUGAUUGACACUCUCACAGGCUUGGAUAUAGCGAGAAUUCCAUUCCUUGGGGUGCUCCGGGGAGAAUCGGACAUUGGAAUCACUUUGAGUGCCACAAAUGUUCCACGCAUUCCAUUCCCAAUCCAGUCCUAUCCUCUUAGUGAAGAAACCAACAUCGACAAAGGACUGGGCCUCGUAGUGGCCUUCAGACUGCCAGAUGCUUGCGGCAUUGAUCCCAUAUGCAAAUUCAGCCGCCUGAUAAUAGGUGACCAAGCCAUACUAUUGCGUGCAACUGAAAUCACCGGUCCUCGGGUUAGAUUGGGCUAUCGGCUGCCUAAAAAUUUGAGGCUCGGACCGAUCAAUUUGUACAACGUUGACUUUGGAUUUGAUCUCCGCAAUUCAGCACUGCCCGCACUAGCUGGGCUGACUAGUAUUGAAACGGACAUCCCGGUGCCAUUCGGGGGAAAAAAGCUGCACUUCAAGGGUACAAUGUUGAUUGAUUCAGUCUCCAAUUUUGAAGCAACGCUAAGAAUGACCGGAAUCUAUGAACGAGCUUUCGGAAUCCCAAUAUUGGCUUUCGGGAAUGUAGACCUCGGGUUCAGAACCCAUCUGCCAUGUCUCGCCUGCUUCAGUAUGCUUCGCUUUGGAGGGGAGAUUGCCAUUGGACGAAACUGUUACACUGGGAACAUAGACAACUGCAUAGUUACUCAGAGUAUAUUCAGUGUGGAUGCCCUAAAUGCUGAUGACAACUAUUUCUUCUUCUCACUCAACCAGCUGAGCUUCUCCAAGUUGCUAACAUCUCUUGGAUUUCCUAAUAGCCCCAUAUUCAAGCUUGUUGACAUAGUCACCAUCCGCGGCGUGGAAUUCUCUUUCUCACCAAUCAACCGAAAUAUACCAUCCGGUAUCUUGCCCGGCGGAAAAAAUAUCAAGGCCGGCUUGGUUGUGAAAGGGACUGUCAACAUCCUGUUCUUUCUGAAUGUGAACAUUGACAUCACAGUAGGCAUGGCAAAUAAAGUUCCUACAUCUUUCACUGCUGCGGUGUCUAUCAACCCGAUCACACUCGGACCUCUAGAAUUCACUUCUGCCAGUAGUUCACGGCGAGGACCAAAGUUUGUGGGUCAUGCCAGCGUUGCGCCGCCGAAAUUCCACUUCAUCAUGGAUGCCCGUCUGGUCAUAUCUCCACUUGGGUUCUCUACUUCAACGGAAGUCAGGAUCGAUACAAGCGGAUUGUUUGUACGGCUUUCUGGCAGUGUAUUUGGUUUCUCAGCUUCCUUCUCACUUACUGCGCAAUUCGGAAACAUCCGAAAGCCAACAUCCCUCGUCAACUUCCAUGUGAAUGGUUGCUUCAGCACGAACCUUGGAUCAAGACUUGUACAUGGCGUCAAGGGAGCGUUGGAGAAAGCUAGGAGCGUUGUUGGGCGAAACCUUGACAGGGCUGUGUCAGCACUUCGCGAAGUUGAUCGGAAGUUAGCACAAGCAGUGGAUUUCUUCAAUCUAAAGAAUGGUGCUGAGGAAGCGGUCAACGAAGCGCUGAGGAAGGCAGGGGCAGGAGUCCGCGAUGCACAAAGUGCCAUCAAUAAGCUCUGCAAAAUACGUAACUGCAACAGAAAAUUGAAAGUCCCUAAGCCAUGCAUUGUCCAGAGGUGCAAUUGUAUCUUGCCAUACCCAUGUUGCAGGCGGUGGCGUUGCAAAAUUUGUUGCCAGACAGUGUGCGUACCACUACCAUCUUUUUGCGGAUCGCAUAGCGUGACUGUUCCAGAUCCUAUCUGUCUAUCCAAGAAUGUUAUCUGUCAUCCCAUACGUGCUGCAGCCUUCUUGGUUCGCAAAGGCGCUGAGCUGGUACUAUCAACAGCUAAGGCAGCCGUGAGUGCUGCUGCUGCUGUCACUGAUUUGGCAAGCAAGGCAGUAAAGAAGGCCCGGAUCCUGUCUCGCUCAGCAGAAGUCGUCAAAUCUGGCAUCCAAGUAACAUUUGAUGCUAUCACUAGUGCCAUUACCGCUAUAUUUACUGCCUUUAGAGUCAAUGGAAUUUGUUUUGAUGUUGGAAUUGGCUCAGUGAUUGGUGCUCGGAUUCGUGUGUCAUUGGAAUUGGUAGUUCUUGGCUCUACUCAUAGGUUCAGUGCUACUAUUAACCUGAAAAACAUUUUGGACUUUGCUCGCAACCUUGCUCGUCGCUUCUUUAAACGCUUUUUCUAAAUCUCCCUCCUUAUUGAUCUCUGGCAGUCAAUUCAUCCGCCUUGCAAUCUGUUCAAUGUCUCCUUCCCUUUAUUUUCGCAAGUUCUUCAUGCUAUGCUUUGGAUUUAGAGAUGUUCUCUGCUCAUUGCGGUGUACGGGUAAGUACCUUCUCUUUGUUUUAUACUCAAUGACGCUUCGAAUAAUUCAAAAAAUUACAAUUUUUUACUUUUUCCGCAUUUCCCGCUGGAGGACAUCACUCCGUAUGAUCAUUGCAUUGAUUUGUCAUCGUGCUCUACAAGCAAAAUGCCCGCAAUGAAAAUGCUUGCUUUUGCUUCACUUGGUAUAUAGAGUAAUUCCCAAUAACUCUAUACGUUUCCCGUUUAAAUCUUUGAGCCAAAGUUCUGCCUCUUCCUCUAAACGUGCUAUUCAGUAUUGGGUUGCUAGUGUUUUUAAUAUUAACCUGGUAAAAGGCAACACAAUGUUUCAUUGACCCA